Protobothrops mucrosquamatus (brown spotted pit viper) is the source of this 3549-nucleotide messenger RNA. It is a transcript of the gene PITPNM1, whose product is annotated as phosphatidylinositol transfer protein membrane associated 1. Gene Ontology annotation, cellular component: cytoplasm. NCBI's taxonomy places the organism in Eukaryota, Metazoa, Chordata, Lepidosauria, Squamata, Viperidae. Gene Ontology annotation, molecular function: phosphatidylinositol transfer activity; phosphatidylinositol binding; metal ion binding. The coding region runs from base 1 to 3549 and encodes 1182 amino acids. The record is from RefSeq and is a predicted model, not a curated record. Gene Ontology annotation, biological process: phospholipid transport. The transcript is spliced from 23 exons.
AUGCUGAUCAAAGAAUACCAUAUACUGCUGCCCAUGAGCCUGACCGAAUACCAGGUGGCCCAACUUUACAUGAUCCAGAAGAAAAGCCGUGAGGAAUCCAGUGGUGAAGGCAGUGGGGUUGAAAUCCUGUCCAACCGACCUUAUGAUGAUGGUCCAGGAGGAAGUGGUCAAUAUACACAUAAGAUCUACCAUGUGGGCUCUCAUAUUCCUAGCUGGUUUCGUGCCCUCCUACCUAAGGCUGCUCUUCAGGUGGAGGAAGAAUCUUGGAAUGCCUACCCUUACACACGGACUAGAUACACAUGCCCCUUUGUGGAGAAAUUUUCAAUUGAGAUUGAGACUUACUACCGACCAGAUGCUGGAAAGCAAACCAAUAUCUUCAAUUUAAAUGUUACAGAGCGCAGGCAAAGGAUUGUGGAUACUAUUGAUAUUGUACGGGAUCCCAUCUCACCCAGUGAGUACAAGAUAGAGGAAGAUCCACGACUGUAUCAUUCGUUGAAAACGGGACGUGGACCUCUAGGAGAUGAUUGGCUAGAUAGUGGAAAUUCUGGGCCUUUUAUGUGUGCUUACAAGCUUUGCAAGGUGGAGUUUCGCUAUUGGGGCAUGCAGUCUAAGAUUGAACAAUUCAUCCAUGAUGUAGGUCUACGGAAAGUGAUGCUGCGAGCUCAUCGGCAGGCCUGGUGUUGGCAGGACGAAUGGAUAGACCUCACAAUGGAUGACAUUCGAAGGUUGGAGGAGGAAACAGCUCGUAUGCUGGCUCAGAAGAUGGCUACGUGCGUAGAACCUGAAUUAGGUCCUGGUGUGCCCAGCCCUGAAUGCCCAGCUGAGUUAAGUGGCCAUGAGACACAGGACAGAGUUGAUAGCCUGAGGGCUCCCGAUUCCUCUCCAGAUGACCCAUUUGCAAAGCAGUGGUCAACUUCUUCUCGGUCCUCCUACUCUUCUCAACAUGCUGUUGCAGUGUCUCCCCACAGCUUAUCAGAAUGGCGGAUGCAAAAUAUUGCCCGGGACUCUGAGAACAGUUCCGAAGAGGAAUUCUUCGAUGCUCACGAGGAUUUCUCUGACAAUGACGAUGUGUUUGCAAAGGAAAUCACUAAGUGGAAUUCAAAUGAUUUCCUUGAUACUCUGGAGCGACCCAAUGAACGGGAUGAUGUUCUAGUUGAUGCGACUGGAGUAACCAAGUCAGAUAGUGACGGUGUCCCUGUGCCUGGCCCACCAGAGGUUGGCUCAGAAGGGCUCUCUGGGUCGUGCCGCAUUCACGCCCUUUUCCUGAUCCUCCACAGUGGCAACAUCCUAGACCAGGGUGUAGGAGAACCAGGCUCCAAACAGGCUGAUGUGCAUACGUUCACUGCUACCUUGGACUCCGUCACCCGACUGCACUUUCCUGAAGCACUGGGGCACAUAGCAUUACGCCUAGUGCCCUGUCCACCAAUCUGCGCUGCUGCCUAUGCCCUGGUCUCCAAACUCAGUCCCUACAGCCACGAUGGCGACAGUCUGUCCAGUAGCCAAGAUCACAUCCCACUGGCUGCUUUGCCUCUGCUUGCAACCUCUUCGGGCAGUUAUCAGAGUGCCGUGGCAACCGUCAUUUCCCGCACCAACCAGGCCUAUGCCAGUUUCAUCCAUUCCCCUGACGGCACAGGCUUCUGUGGCCAGGUGUUGCUGAUUGGAGACUGUGUCGGGGGUAUCCUGGCCUUUGAUGCCCUUUGCCAUAGUCGUGCUGGUGGGUCAGGCAGUCACGGGAGCAGCCGUCGUGGCAGCAUGAAUGCUGAACUCCUGUCUCCAGAGACCCUGCAAUCUAGCCUGCCUGGCUCAGAAACAGAAGGAGACCCUCGACGUAGCAGUAACUCGUCAUCUUCGUUGGUGGAGACUUUUGAAGGCCCUAGCAUGGUUGGGAAGCUGGAGUUUAAAGUGUCUGGUUUUUUCUUAUUUGGCUCCCCUCUGGGAUUGGUACUUGCACUUCGUAAAACAGUAAUGCCCGCCUUGGAUGUGGCUCAAAUGCGGCCGUCCUGCGAACAGGUCUAUAACUUGUUUCAUGCUGCUGACCCCUGUGCUUCCCGCCUGGAACCUCUGCUAGCUCAACAGUUUCAUGCUGUGCCUCCUUUUGGGGUCCCCCGCUAUCAGAAAUACCCCCUGGGAGAUGGCUCCUCCACUUUUUUAGCCGACGCCUUGCAGAGUCAUUCUUCCCUCUUUGUGAGUGAGCUAGACCUUGUGACUCCACCCACUCCAACAGGUGCAUUUGGAGGCUUCUGGAAAGGAAAUGAGGGAACGGCGAGUGACAACACUGCAAGCAGCACCAAUGAAGUUGUCAAAAUUCUGGAUCGUUGGUGGGGCUCUAAACGCAUCGACUACUCUCUCUACUGCCCUGAGGCACUCACGGCCUUUCCCACCAUCACCCUGCCUCACCUUUUCCACGCCAGCUAUUGGGAAAGUGCUGAUGUGGCUGCCUUCAUCUUACGCCAGGUGAUUGAGACAGAGCAGCACCAAGUGACUGAAAACGAGGAGAGUUCGAUCUACAGUCCAGCAUUUCCCCGUGAAAAGUGGCAGCGCAAACGGACGCAAGUGAAGAUCCGGAAUGUUACAGCGAACCAUCGUGCCAGUGAUGUGAUUGUGUGCGAGGGACGACCCCAAGCCCUUAGCGGGCGCUUCAUGUACGGUCCACUUGAUGUGGUAACUCUCACUGGAGAGAAGGUGGAUAUCUACAUAAUGCCACAGCCAUUGUCAGGGAAAUGGGUACAUUAUGGCACAGAAGUGACAAGUGGUAGCGGGAGGCUUUCUUACACCCUUCCUGAAGAGAAGAUCCUGGGCAUUGGCAUGUACCCUAUCCGUAUGGUGGUGAGAGGGGAUCACACCUAUGCUGAAUGCUUUCUGACAGUGGUAGCUAAGGGCACACCUUGUGUCGUCUUUAGUAUUGAUGGCUCCUUCACAGCUAGUGUCUCCAUUAUGGGCAGUGACCCCAAGGUGCGUGCAGGUGCUGUUGAUGUGGUAAGACAUUGGCAAGAUUCUGGUUUCAUGAUCAUCUACGUGACAGGGCGUCCAGACAUGCAGAAGCACAGAGUGGUGGCUUGGCUUACUCAGCAUAAUUUCCCACAUGGCAUUGUCUCUUUCUGUGAUGGCCUCACCCAUGACCCUCUUCGGCAGAAAGCUGCCUUUCUACAGGGCCUUCAGCAAGAGGCAGAGGUUACUAUUGUAGCUGCCUACGGUUCCACCAAGGACAUCUCAGUCUAUAGCUCUUUAGGGCUCCCUUCAUCCCAAAUUUACAUCGUGGGCCGGGCUGUGAAGAAAUUGCAAAGCCAGUGCCAGUUCCUUUCAGACGGCUACGUUGCCCAUCUAGCCCAGCUGGAAGCAGCAUCCCUCGCCCACUCGCCGAAGGGAACCACAAGGCCCACCUUGGGCAAAGGCAGUUAUGGCUGCCCUGCUCCUGUUGACUUUCUGCGCAAGCAGAGCCAGCUGUUGCGUUCCCGGGGACAGAGCCAGGUGGAACGAGAGGGAACAGGAAGCACCCAGCCCCGAGCCAAAAUCCGGAGUGUCAGUCUGAAGCUGGAGAGUGAGGAGUAA